AUCUGUCUCAUUGACACUACUCUCUACUCACUGAUACUACGCCCCGUCACCUCAAAACACCAAUUGGUCAACUACACCAGCGAAAACCAACACAAUGGACCUCUCAAACCCGUCGACGACGAGUACGCUCCGCACGCGCACCCUAGACGACUUCCUCGCCGACGACGACCAGUCCUAUCCUGACCCCCAUACCCAUAACCCAUCCACUACAACCACAGCCCUCCAAACCGAAGCCCCCACCGAAAAACGCACCCGCACAACCACCACAACCAAACCCCCCACCAAAGACUGGAUGGUCGUCCAAGGCAACACGCACUACGCCCGCGACUACACCACCUUCCUCCCGCAAACCUACCGCCGCACCACCCAAACCCUCUCCAACAACAUCUUCGACCCGAGCUCCGAACUCCACGUCGCCGGACUCGGCACCGUGCGCGUCGCAGUCCAGACCGGCCCCGCACCCACCGAUACUAACGUCCUCGAACUCCAUGAUGUCUUGCACAUCCCGGACGCCGUGUGCAAUGGGUUCAACCCGCUGCUGUAUGGGAGUAGCAUGUCUUGUUAUGAGGGGUUUUGGGAGGGGAGGGUUCCGGGGAGGGAGGGGCCGGAGUGGGUGGCGAGGGGGUUUGCGGGGGGCGCGAGGUUGGUGCUUGCUGGUGGGGAGGGGGAGGAUGGGGUGGGGAGAUAG
Molecule: messenger RNA, 688 nt
Organism: Aspergillus campestris IBT 28561
Lineage: Eukaryota; Fungi; Ascomycota; Eurotiomycetes; Eurotiales; Aspergillaceae
Exons: 2
Coding region: 95-688 (197 amino acids)
Source: RefSeq, a predicted model, not a curated record